AUGAGUAGCCUUGUAGUUGGUCGAAUGCUUCAAUGUCCGAAAAACUGGGCAUUUUAUCGCCCAUCAAAACGCUGCUACUUAGUCGUACAAAAACCGAUGAAUUUUAAAGAAGCUCAACAGUACUGUUCUGAAUUUGGAAGAGAAUCUAAGCUCAAUAACGGAGGGUCAGUUUGGUUGUCAGCUGAAGCAGUUUUCGAUAUUAUUGCUGCGGAUGCUGGGUUGAAUUAUCCUGGUUUUGUCCUCCGAUGGCCAACAAAAGAACCGGGAGCCAACGGAGGUGUAGUUAAAUAUGCAAAUUGGGACCAUCAUGCCAAAGGCAUGAGCAUCAUGCAGCGCUGUGUGGUUGUUAACCAGCGUGGAAGGUGGUUCAACAGAGACUGUAAUUCCAAAGCAAAAGUAAUAUGUCAGCAGGACGGGAUGAGGAACCUGAGCGGUAAAACGAAAGACAAGUGUCCGAAGAAGUGGACUUGGAAUAACGAAACUCAGGCUUGCUAUAGAGCAUAUACCCAUGAAAAUCUAACAAUGCUCGAAGCAGAUGAACUGUGUGAAGGCGCUCCAGAUCUAACGACGACACGGACGGCCACACUAACAUCAAUCAAAAACAGAAAAGAAAAUGAGUUUGUUUUAGGACUAGCCAAGAAAAAAGUGACAAAUCUUUUGUACGUUAUUAUUGGUGGUAAAGCUAAAACCAUGAAAUCACUGAAGAAAGAAUUCGUAUUUCACUGGCUAGAUGGUAAAGUCUUCCAAGCUUUUCCUUUGGAAAACGAUCAUAGCUACCGCUUGAUUGAUUUGAACACCGUAGAGCACAAGGACCAAAAGUCAGUUUUAGGCACUCCUGUACAUUACGAAAACUGGAUCCUAGGAUAUCCAAGGAGGAAAAGGUCAAAGCAAGUGGCUAUUUUUAUGAAUCGUACGGGUAAAUGGUUGAAUUCAUUUGCUGACCAUCCAUUGAGCAGGUUUCAGACUGCAGCUAUUUGCAAAUUUACUCCGUCAUGA
This is a messenger RNA of Enterobius vermicularis (human pinworm), 996 nucleotides long. The record is from the annotation of a GenBank genome assembly. Lineage: Eukaryota; Metazoa; Nematoda; Chromadorea; Rhabditida; Oxyuridae.